AUGCGGACCAGCUUUCCCGGGCCAUCACAGGCACCAGCGCAGGCCGAAUCGCCCAAAACUCGACUGGGCUUUGCAGUCAGCCGCUCCAACUCGCUGCAGACCGUACCUGCGCCUGUCGCCUCGACAUCUGAACCUCGAGCGACAACACGAUGGCAGCCUCACCUCGUAUCAGCACUCGCGCACCAUACGCCGGUCAAGAAGGACGUGGCUCCGUCUGCGCAACCUUCAGGAUCGCAGAUGGGCACGCUACCCAACUAUAGCGCAGUCUCUCACUGGCCGAGUCGACCUGUCCAGACCCCUUCGCGGGCAGCCAUGAGCGGUACGUCUGCACCAGCCGCCACACAAGGCCAGGGCACACGGGCCAAAGUCCAAGUCGCCCACAGUGUCCUGCUGUCGGCUCAGAGGACGCGCAUGGCACAGAGAUGUCGCGUCAACGUCAUGAUCGCCAUUGGCCUGUACUGGCUUACUUCCACCAUCUUCUACGAAUCUGUGCGAGCCGAUGUGAUCUCACUGCUGCCUUCUGCCAAGCCCAUCAUCAAUGCCACCAGCUGGCUUGUCACCCUGUUGCUGACUUGGAACAUCCUCGAGGCAACCUGGCUCCUCGCCAGAGCCUCGCCCGGCUUCCUGCUAGCUGCGCCCCGAACUGGCUAUGCGCUUAUUGACGUUCCUCUGGCUCCGCAGCAGCGUGCCGUGCCUGGCAGUGCUGCACCGCGGCUCGAACGAGGCUCCAUCGGCUUUCCGGUCGCCCGAUCUUCGCCCCAGACUCGGCCUUCUGCCCCUGAACCAGACUUCACCUGCUUCAAAAGGUUUCCCUCGAACAACUCGACGCCUAACCGUAACGGCGCGUCCGUGCAAACGCCCACCUCGGGCCGACCUUCGUCCGGUUCGCCAAUGAGCGAAUUCCGCCAAGUCCUUGCGACCGCCUCCUCGCCCGCCAGCAGGUCUGGCACGCCAAACUCGCUAUCGAGAUCAACCAGCACGAAUGUCAACCCCAAUGAUCCGAGCGGGCGGAUCAGCGCUUUCCUUAGCCGACAUCCAUCACCUCAGCAGUCACCGUACCGCGAGCCGAGACGGGCCGAGCCUGCGCUAUGA
Molecule: messenger RNA, 1092 nt
Organism: Mixia osmundae IAM 14324
Lineage: Eukaryota; Fungi; Basidiomycota; Mixiomycetes; Mixiales; Mixiaceae
Exons: 2
Coding region: 1-1092 (363 amino acids)
Source: RefSeq, a predicted model, not a curated record